Messenger RNA from Haliotis rufescens (red abalone), 720 nucleotides. RefSeq names its product sulfotransferase 1C2-like. The record is from RefSeq and is a predicted model, not a curated record. NCBI's taxonomy places the organism in Eukaryota, Metazoa, Mollusca, Gastropoda, Lepetellida, Haliotidae. Gene Ontology annotation, molecular function: sulfotransferase activity. Gene Ontology annotation, biological process: sulfation. Gene Ontology annotation, cellular component: cytoplasm. The coding region runs from base 1 to 720 and encodes 239 amino acids. The transcript has 5 exons.
AUGGCGUCGAAGACAGUCUUCCAACAGAGGAAGCGACGCCGUUUCGGUCUCCUGAAGGGCAAGUCGCCCUCUCAGUUGAGGAUGUCAAUCGUAAAGAUCCCGGAUGCUGGCGGAGACAACAUCACUUUCCUCGAAGUGGAUGGUCAUCUGUACCCAAAAGGCGAUGUUGAUCAUCCCGUUGAAGUUGCGGUCAAAGGCAUGCGCGACCUCCCCAUCAGAGAGGAUGACGUCUUUGUCUGCGCGUAUCCUAAAUGUGGCACUCACUGGGUGUGGGAAAUGGCCCGACUUCUCCUGUCGAGCGACACAGAGGCUGUUGUUAAUAAGGAAAAAAUUAUGUUAGAGGCCUCCGGAAAUGACGUCCUAGAGAAGUCCCCGUCCCCGCGCAUUUUAAACACGCAUUGCCUUGUCGAGCAGCUGCCACGUGGUGUGUUUGAGAAGAAGUGCAAAAUCAUCUACAUUCUUCGAAACCCCAAGGACAUGGCAGUGUCGUACUUCCACCACCACAAGAAACUUACCCAUGUUUAUGACUAUCAUGGGAAAUGGGAAAAUUAUUUCCCUUUACUGCUGGAUGGGAAAGAAAAGAUGGAAUAUGUCGAAGGAUACUUCAAGAUGAAGCUUUGGCACCUAACUGCAUACAGGAUCGAUCGAGGUAGCGUGGUGGUGUGGGCGGCAGUCUCGCACAAUGGCAAGACAAUCUGGUUCCCGUUCAAGGCAACUUAG